Vicia villosa (hairy vetch) is the source of this 1805-nucleotide messenger RNA. RefSeq names its product tubulin beta-3 chain. Gene Ontology annotation, molecular function: GTP binding; GTPase activity; structural constituent of cytoskeleton. Gene Ontology annotation, cellular component: cytoplasm; microtubule. Lineage: Eukaryota; Viridiplantae; Streptophyta; Magnoliopsida; Fabales; Fabaceae. Bases 171 to 1514 code for a protein of 447 amino acids. The transcript is spliced from 4 exons. Gene Ontology annotation, biological process: microtubule cytoskeleton organization; mitotic cell cycle. The record is from RefSeq and is a predicted model, not a curated record.
CCAAAGCGAGGGAACAAACUUGAAUCAAUACGUUAGUCCAAACUCUCACUCUCUCUCGCUAUAAAAAUCCCGCUCAACCAUUUCCCUGCUCCCAAAUUUUCUCACUCUACACUCUCUCACUCCUCACUCUCUCACUCAUCUUCAUCACCGCCACAGGAAAAACAAAGAAGAUGAGGGAAAUCCUUCACGUUCAAGGAGGACAAUGCGGUAACCAGAUCGGUUCGAAGUUCUGGGAGGUUGUUUGCGAUGAGCACGGCAUAGAUCCAACCGGAAGAUACGUCGGAAACUCAGAUCUGCAACUCGAGCGCGUGAAUGUCUACUACAACGAAGCAUCGUGUGGAAGGUUUGUUCCACGCGCCAUCCUCAUGGACCUGGAGCCUGGUACUAUGGACAGUGUCCGAACUGGUCCUUACGGUCAGAUCUUCCGUCCUGAUAACUUCGUCUUCGGUCAGUCCGGCGCCGGUAACAAUUGGGCGAAAGGUCACUAUACUGAAGGCGCUGAGCUUAUUGACUCCGUUCUCGAUGUUGUUAGAAAGGAAGCUGAGAAUUGCGACUGUCUUCAAGGGUUUCAGGUGUGUCAUUCGUUAGGUGGAGGAACGGGAUCUGGAAUGGGAACACUGUUGAUAUCGAAGAUUAGAGAGGAGUAUCCUGAUAGGAUGAUGCUUACGUUCUCGGUGUUUCCUUCACCGAAGGUUUCUGACACUGUUGUUGAGCCUUAUAAUGCUACUCUCUCAGUUCAUCAGUUGGUGGAGAAUGCCGAUGAGUGUAUGGUUCUUGAUAAUGAAGCUCUGUAUGAUAUUUGCUUCAGGACUCUCAAGUUGACCACUCCUAGCUUUGGUGAUUUGAACCACUUGAUCUCAGCAACUAUGAGUGGAGUGACUUGCUGUCUUCGUUUCCCGGGUCAACUCAAUUCUGAUCUCCGGAAACUGGCUGUGAAUCUCAUCCCGUUCCCUCGUCUGCAUUUCUUUAUGGUUGGUUUUGCACCUCUCACCUCCCGUGGCUCCCAGCAGUACCGUGCAUUGACUGUUCCAGAGCUCACCCAGCAAAUGUGGGACUCCAAAAACAUGAUGUGUGCUGCUGAUCCCAGGCACGGUCGAUACCUCACCGCAUCUGCCAUGUUCAGGGGUAAAAUGAGCACCAAAGAGGUGGAUGAGCAAAUGAUUAAUGUCCAGAACAAGAACUCUUCGUACUUUGUUGAGUGGAUCCCCAACAAUGUUAAGUCAAGUGUCUGUGACAUUGCUCCUAGAGGUCUCUCCAUGGCUUCUACCUUCAUUGGUAAUUCAACCUCCAUUCAGGAAAUGUUCAGAAGAGUGAGCGAACAAUUUACUGCUAUGUUUAGGAGGAAGGCUUUCUUGCAUUGGUACACUGGUGAAGGCAUGGAUGAAAUGGAGUUCACAGAAGCAGAGAGCAACAUGAACGACCUUGUGUCUGAAUACCAGCAAUACCAGGAUGCCACUGCGGAUGAAGAAUAUGACGAAGAUGAGGAAGAAGAACCAGAGCAUGCAUAUGAAUAAAAGAAAUUACAAGUAUGAUGUGCAAGUGUGUUCAGUAGUACUCUUCUAUCUUUAGUGAAGAUUGCAUUGUAAUUAGUAUGUUGGAGGAAUUCUUGGUAUGAGCCUGAUGUGGAGAGAAUGGAAAUUCCAAUUUGGGAAAUGGAGGUGAGGGUAAUUUGGGUACAUGGUUUAGAGUAGUUCUGCGCCCAUCUGUUUGUUUCUGUAUUUUGGCUUGCAUUGUUGUUUCUUCUAUCUGAUUCUGGAUUAUGUUUCCUUAAUAUUUUUGUCAUUAAUAUGCAUGACUUUUUCACA